UCAUUCCGAAACCUGUGUGAUUUCCUUUCUUCUGUGGAACGUGAAAGAAGUCAUUUUGAAUUUUAGCAACUGCAUCAGAUCAUCCAGAACUGUCCAUUUCCAUCUAGAACUGUCCUUGCCUCAUCUAGUUAAAGAAAUUUAAUGUCUUUUUAAGUAUUUAAGUAUUUAAGUGCCUUGUAGCUAAAUGCAUCAUGAAAAAUGGUGAAGCCACCCUAAUUCAUGUUUAUGAUUGUGUUUUCACAGAUUAACAAAUGAAAGCAUGUAUUAAGAAUAAUAUGAUGCUUUCUCAUAAGCAUCACUAUUGUACUUGCAUUAUCUCACAACACAAACACCUCCGUGAUGAAGAUGUUUUCUACGUGACCUUACAGACUGAGGAGGUGACCCUGCCCAAAGCUUUGCAUGCUGAUUUCCAUGUGUUCCAUUCAUGCCAGUAAAUGUGUUUAGACCCUCCAGAGCCAUAAAGAGUCAGAGAGUGAAGGAGACUCCAUGCAGAGGACACUGCUGACAGAGAUGGCCAUAAAAUUUUGUUGCUUUUCUCAGGAACCUGUUGAUGAUGUGGACUCCUGGGGCGAGUCCAUCGAGAAGCUUCUGUCCUGUAAAGCGGGACAGAUGGCUUUCCAGGACUUCUUGAAGUCGGAAUACAGUGAGGAAAAUAUUCUGUUCUGGCUGGCAUGUGAGGAAUACAAAAAGAUCACGAGUGCACCAGAGAUGAUCAGCAUGGCAAACCAAAUCUACACUGAGUUUGUGCAAACGGAAGCACCCAGACAGGUCAACAUUGAUUCUGGGACUCGCACAAAUAUUACAAACAACAUCUCAGAGCCGACCCUGAACUCAUUUGAUACUGCACAGAAGAUGAUCUUCAGUCUAAUGGCGAGAGACUGCUAUCCCAGGUUUCUGAAGUCUGACAUCUACCAGUCCGUUCUGCAAAAGCAUGGAAAAAGCUGACUUCAUAAUGACUAAUGGUACAUCGAGUUUAACUAUUGCCAGAAACUUUUUUUUUAAUGGUUUUACAUUUGGUAAGCAAGACCUUUUUAGAUUUGGACUGCUCUGAAAUAGCUCUAUUUCCAUCAUUAUGUUGCCAUAUAAGUUUUUUUUGAAGGAAAAACAUGUUUACAGUGUCACAUUAGGAUCUAUUCUGAUUUUCAUGCACUGUUGCCUUUUUAUUUUUCCUCUUCACAGAAAAUCAAACCAUUUAGCUAUGUCUUAUAUUAAACAAUAACAGAAAAAAAAAUCAUGCAUCACAAAAAUGUUACAAUUCAUCCCAUGUGGGAUUAAAAACGACCUGUUAUGGGCUUGAACUAAUUCAGUAAUUUCCUGAUUAUCAGCAUACUGUUGAGAAAUCAAGAAUAAUAACAAAAAUAAGAAUUUGAAUGCUGCUUUUUUUUAACAACUUGUAUAGCCAAUUAAUCUACAAUUCAUUUACAUAAUAGCGCAACCUACUGGUCAGACUUUUUUUUUCAAACAAUUUAUUAUUAUUAUUAUUGAUGAUGAUGAUGAUAAUGAUAAUGAUGAUGUAAAUCUUUUUUAUUAUUAAAAGAUUUUUUUUGUUUAGGUUUUCUUAUGAUUGAUGUUAUGACCGUCAGGAGGAAAUUUGUAAUAUGAAUUUAAAGAACCAUUUAAAUAUGACCACUUUAUACAGGAACAUCCUAGACUUCUUAUAUAAAAAGGUGAAAUAUAUAUACAGUAUAAUUUAAAUAAAUAAACAUAAAACAUGAAAAAUUG
Megalobrama amblycephala (Wuchang bream) is the source of this 1722-nucleotide messenger RNA. RefSeq names its product regulator of G protein signaling 1 (gene rgs1). The record is from RefSeq and is a predicted model, not a curated record. The transcript has 4 exons. Lineage: Eukaryota; Metazoa; Chordata; Actinopteri; Cypriniformes; Xenocyprididae. Bases 487 to 945 code for a protein of 152 amino acids.